AACCCCCAGUCUCUCUCGUCAGAUAAAAAAGAUUUUUUCUCUCUCUCUUCCCCCCCCCCCCCUACCAACACCCCCAUUCCAUCCCACCCUCCGGUGCGGGUGGUCUCUGAGAAAUUGUCCACCAUUACUUCCAAAAGUGAAGAGGAUUUUUUGACGCUGGCUGCGUCCAGGAUCAGCCGGAAGAAGCGAGUGAUUGGAGCGGCCAUUGGGGUGGUCAUGGUGUUGGUUCUGCUCAUCGCCAUCCCUUUGCUGGUCCAAAGCUCCAAGGCGUCUGCCCACUACGAGAUGCUGGGCAGCUGCAGGAUGGUCUGUGACCCUUACAGCCCCAAGCCCAGCUCCACAGCGGCAGAAGCCAUCCAGGACCUGACGGUGAUGUCCCCUCCACCUUUCAUCCACGGGGGGAAAGGCGACCAGGGUCGCCGAGGUAAACCCGGACCCAGGGGUCCUCCGGGAGAACCUGGACCCCCAGGGCCGAGAGGUCCACCCGGCGAAUGGGGGGAUCUGGGCAAACCGGGUCCUCCUGGACCACCGGGUUCAGGACCAGGAACAUUCAGCACGGCCUUCCAUAGCCCUAAGAUCGCUUUCUACGCCGGCCUUAAGAAACCCCACGAGGGCUACGAGGUUCUUAAGUUUGACGAUGUUGUGACUAACGUUGGGAACCACUACGAGGCUUCUACGGGCAAAUUCACCUGCACCGUGCCCGGCAUCUACUUCUUCACUUACCACGUCCUGAUGAGAGGAGGGGACGGCACCAGCAUGUGGGCUGACCUUUGCAAGAAUGGCCAGGUACGAGCCAGUGCCAUUGCUCAAGAUGCUGAUCAAAACUAUGACUACGCUAGCAACAGUGUCAUCUUACAUCUGGAUGUUGGAGAUGAAGUCUACGUGAAACUUGAUGGAGGGAAAGUUCAUGGCGGCAAUAACAACAAGUAUAGCACCUUUUCCGGUUUCAUCAUCUACCCAGACUGAGUAAAGGCACCUUUGUGUUAUUUUGCAGACCAGCCAGGGGAAGAAUGUGUUUAGUGUCAAUCAGAAGGUCAAAUGGAGCACAGAAUUAGCAACCCCCCCCCCCCAACUCUUAACUGUUCAGUUGUUCAGUAGAUCAAUCAAAGAUUCUUUUGCAAUUUUAUUUCUUGCUUCAAGAUAACUUUUUCUUCAUUUUAGUGUAUCAAACCAUUAACAAUGUGAGAGGAGUAUGUAGAAUACUGUGAUAAGCAAAAGCACUGGCGCUAAAGAAACUGUAUACAAAAUUCAGAGGGUUAAAUGAUGAUGAAUACCAAUUAACUAACAAUGGCACAAUCUGACUUUAAGGCAGGUAUAUGUGCCAGAAGCAUAUCUGACAUUAAUUUCAAUUAAAUUUUCAUCCCAACAGCGUGCUUUGUACACUUUGACAGGUAAAGCUCCAUUAUUUACCCGAAAAAGCAAAAGUUCCAAAUUCUGAUACUGCACCUUAAUUUUUUUUUCCCUGCAUUAUAUAAGUAACAUAUUCCACUGGAUGAUGUCAUGUUUAUCUCACAGUGGAAUAAGCCUGGCUGUCAGUUAACCCAUGAUAUCAUCGGUGGUGACAUUGUCCACUGAGAAUAUGGGCAGCAAUAUAAACUUGGUUAAAAGAAGAAAUUGCCAGGCUCAAUCUGCCUGUUCUAAUAGUUCAGGUGGAUGUUCAAGAACCUUUGGCACCAUUUCCUCCCUCAGCUAGCAACCCGAAUAAACUAUUGACAGGCCAAUCACCUCAUUGCUGUUUGUGGGAUCUUGCUUGCGCAAAAUGGCUGCAGCCUUUGCCUAUCUAACAACAAUCACUGCACUUCAAAGAAGCUCAUUGUGACAAGGCGCUAUAUUCGUGCAAGUCUCUUUUCUCUCGCCUAAUUUAAAUGGUGCUCUUUUUCUACGUAUUAACCAUCUAUGCUCCCAGCAAAUACCAAGGUGGAAUUUAUGAAAUGUUUGUUCUUUUUACUGGCUGCACACUGUUGCUAAUAUCACUUUAAUUUGCAAAAUAAAUAAAGGGUCCAAGAGUUAGCAUGAAAAUAUUAGCGUGAAAAUAUUUACUUUCAACAGUUAUUUAGGUUGGAGUUUCACCUCCGACAGUUCACCUAGUCUUACCGUUAUCACACAUUGGCACAGCCCUAAGCAGACCAUCACUUCCACUUUUCUGGGUGUUGUGAAGUCAUAUCACAGAAGUCAGUUUCUGUUUAUCAGUAAGAUUUGCCUUCAUCCUUGACAAUGUUGAAUGCCUCGCCAAUGAACCAAUAAACAGAGGAAUGUUCCCAGAGAAAGAAGAAAUAUAAGAGUAUGUGUUCUUGAUCAGAAUUGCUUUUGUGCAAUUAAAAUGCUUGUCUGGAAUUACUGUGUGCUUUUUUAAAAUCCAGUUGGGCGCAGAAAUUUCAUAUUAACAUGAUAAGUACGUGUAUCAAAAUAUUUGUAGGAAGUUUGUAACUCAGCAAGAGAAUCUUAAUCUUACUAAAUCUGGCAGAAGUUAGAAUUCAGCAGAAUUUGGUGAUACCAAAAACUCUGCAACAAAUACAGGAUAGAAUUAGCCUUUUAAGUUUGUUUUUCUGCUUGGAAUUUCUGUACAGUUGGUCGCUGACAGAAUUAACAUUGUUAAUUACUCACCAGAAAGAUAAGCAGAUCCGUCAUUCUGAGUGACUUACAAAUGUUUUGCCUGUAUAACUUACCUAGAAAACCACACAAAUCUGCAACAUCAUUGAAUGGGACUCCAUAAAUGAGAAUCGUAAAGAUGCUUAAUUUGUUGACUAGUGCAUUCUGGUUGUCAAAAGUAAUUUUGCACUUGUUUCCCAUGUUUGCAC
This is a messenger RNA of Stegostoma tigrinum, 2798 nucleotides long. Its product is annotated as complement C1q-like protein 4. The record is from RefSeq and is a predicted model, not a curated record. NCBI's taxonomy places the organism in Eukaryota, Metazoa, Chordata, Chondrichthyes, Orectolobiformes, Stegostomatidae. Bases 217 to 966 code for a protein of 249 amino acids. Gene Ontology annotation, molecular function: protein binding. The transcript is spliced from 2 exons.